AUGUCAGUUUCACUUGAAGCUCUGGCAAUGGCAGGUGCUAACUAUGUCGAAUGGGGUAUGGACAUUGAAGAAUGGGAGCGUCGAGAGACGCCACCCCAUUUAUUAGCUGAAGAAGAAGAAGAAGUCCAUUUGGAGAGAGUCAACAACAAUGCGUUUCUGAACACUCCUUUCGUUCCGGAUUUCACAAACCAGUUGAGAAAUGAUGAUGAUGAUGAAUAUAUUGGUGAAGAAAGUGUAGGAUGGUAUAUAAAAAUGGGUUGGUUGGGGUCAAAAGGGAUGAUUUUGGAAUCAGAAGCAGCACUUCUGCUUUCUUUUUUGUUCUAG
Messenger RNA from Cornus florida, 324 nucleotides. RefSeq lists its product as uncharacterized. The transcript is spliced from 2 exons. Lineage: Eukaryota; Viridiplantae; Streptophyta; Magnoliopsida; Cornales; Cornaceae. The coding region runs from base 1 to 324 and encodes 107 amino acids. The record is from RefSeq and is a predicted model, not a curated record.